GCGCAUACUCGAUUUUUUUCGGAAAACAAAAAUGGCGACAGGCACCUGCUGCUGGAUAACGCUUGCAAGGAAUUUUUAAUAAUUCCGCAUUUGAAAAAAAUGAAGAGACUCGAAAAUAAUAGAUGACAGGAGAGUAGUGGCCAAAAUCUAUUAAGAUGAUUGGCCGACGCUGCGCAAUGUUAGCCCUCGGCGGACUUUUAAUUUUGGUUCUAACGGUUAAUAUUUAUUUUAUACGAAUGAUUGUCGAGAGUUCACCAAAUAAAAUGAAUAUGAAGAAAAAUUCAUUAAUAUUUAAGCCUAAAAUAAAUGAAGCAGAAGUUUCGACAAAGCCUAAGGAAAAUAUAAAACGUUCACAAAAAUCUCUAACACGUGAUAUUGAGGAGAAAAUAAAAGCUGAAAUGCGAACUUUGCCCUCGAAAUAUUUUAAACAAAAUACUAGUUAUACAAUUCUUUUAGACAGAUUAUUGAUUGAACUACGAACAAUGCCAAAUGUUCGUGAUGAUCUUUGGAAUAUUCCUAAUAAUAAUUGGCCAGAUGCGCAUUGUUUAAUUCCACCGGCAGCUCCAGAGCUUGGGACAAUAUUCGAAGCAUUGAGAAAGGCAAAAGUGAUGAGGGCCGAUAAUGCACAUUUAGGAACGCAAUUAAAAUUAAUGUUAACUCUUGAACAUGGAGUUAAGGCUUUAUUUAAACCACAAUGGUAUUCUAGAAAAACAAUAAUAGAGGGUCCAGUUUAUUAUGGAAAAGAUAGGCAUAAUGCCGAAGUUGUAGCAUUCCAUUUAUCGUCUUUAUUAGCAUUAAGACGAGUUCCAAUUGCAAUCAUUAGAAAAUUGAAUCUUAGAGAAGAAAUAAUGAAACAAGCGACACCUGAACUUUAUGCGACAAUUUAUCAAGAUGGCAAUGACACUUGUCUUUAUGGUGUUUGUCAUUAUUGUUCACAAAGUGAUCCAGUUUGUGGUAUUGGUGAUAUUUUAGAAGGUGCAUUAAUUCUUUGGUUACCGUCAUAUUUAAAAUUAAUAAAACAUCGACAUCCUUGGCAAAGGACAUAUAGAAAAAAUCGUCUCGCUUUUUGGGAAACAGAUUCUAAUUAUUGUGAAAAGGUAAAAGAAUAUAAAGCAUAUUCACCACAAUCAUCAAGUAGACUUUUGGAUUUAGUUGAUACAGCAGUUUUUGAUUUUAUAAUGGAUAAUGGCGAUCGUCAUCAUUAUGAAAUGAUGCAAAAUAAUUUUCACAAUCCAGCUGUUUUAUUAAUUGACAAUGGUAAAAGUUUAGGAAAUCCGAGUAUCGAUCAUUUUGAUAUUCUCGCACCACUUUAUCAAUGUUGCAUGAUUCAUAAGACAACGUGGGAUCGUUUAAAAUUAUUUAGUGGAGGAUCAUUAAGUAUAUCAUUGGCGAGACUUUUGGCUCAUGAAGAAGCAAUGUCGGAUGUUGAAUCAUUAAUUAGUGAAACACAUUUGACAGCAAUGGAUAGAAGAUUGCUUACAAUUUAUUCUGUUGUUGAAUUUUGUAUACGACAGAAAAAAUACGCUUCCAAUGUCAUUUUAGAUCAUCGUUAGAAGUACCUAUACAUAUAUCAAUCUUAACUGUUUUAGAAAAUUAUUAAGGUACAAAAAAAUUGUUUUUUUUUUUUAAAUUAUUCUCAAAAAUCAAUAUAACCGACAUAUAUAUAUAUAUUAAAUAAUAAUAUAUAAAAAACAGAAAAAUCUACUAAAUAAUCAAAAUAAAAAUAAUUUAAAUAUCAUCAUUAAAAUUUUAUAAAAUCGUGCAAAUUCGUAGAUAAUGUGACAAUAAUUGUACGAAAGUUUUUUUUUGUUAAAAAUUUUGAAAUGUUUUAGCUAAUUAGCGUAAAUAUAAUAACUUUAUUAUUUUGAUUAAAAAAAAAAUUCUUUAAUUAUAAAAUUUUUCUUUUAAUAACUAUAUGGUGCAUCCUUUGCGUGACCUGAGACAAAGACUAUCUUUUUUAAACUUUUAAUCUUUAUAUAUUUUAAUUGAACGAUUGGGUUCUUCUCGAACGAAAAUGUUAAAUUAGUAUGAAAAUAUUUUAUAAUAAAAAAAAAACCCCAACGAUCAAUUUUUGUUAUUCCUUGUUGGUUAUAUUGAUUCUAUCUCUAGUUCAACAUCGUUAGUUUUAGAAAUUUAUUAUAAAUAAAUAAGUUAUUAUAAUAAAAAUAAAUUAUAUUACCUGAA
Molecule: messenger RNA, 2184 nt
Organism: Leptopilina boulardi
Lineage: Eukaryota; Metazoa; Arthropoda; Insecta; Hymenoptera; Figitidae
Product: glycosaminoglycan xylosylkinase
Exons: 6
Coding region: 156-1553 (465 amino acids)
Biological process (GO): protein phosphorylation
Cellular component (GO): Golgi apparatus
Molecular function (GO): phosphotransferase activity, alcohol group as acceptor
Source: RefSeq, a predicted model, not a curated record